GUACCUCAUACACUGGACUUACAUCAGAUCACGUAUAUGUUGUAUUCUCAACAUCAACAGUUCAUCAUAAUCUGCCGUGAUGGCUGAUCAAUGCAUUGUGUGUCUGGAAAAUCUAGACCCGAGGCUGUCAUCACCGCCUUCGCAGUUGCUGCUAUUUUCCGAAGACGAUGACCGGUUGGAGAGCUCCUCCUCUGGUCUGCCGACGUUCACGCACACAGAGGCAGCAGCAGACCCCGACCUAGAGGCACCACCACAGCUGCUGUCAUCAUCGUCAGCAAAGUCUCCACUCCGCAACGCCACCGACCUUGCCAAUCAUGACACUCCAGACAGCAAGAUUGCCGUCAUUCAGAUUUGCGGCCACGUCCUGCAUGAUGCCUGCUUGCGGGAGUGGACUGGAAAGGCGAAUAGCUGCCCCAUUUGCCGACAAGCAUUCCACCUCGUGCACGUCUACGACAAGGUUGGAGGUACCCAACUGUCUUCGUACAAGGUAGAGGACAAGAAGCAAGUCGCCGAGUUCGAUCCCCAGGCAUGGUUGAACGAUAACCCUGAAGAGGAAGAGGCGGCGAUUCCCUGCGCCAUCUGCAACCAGUCCGACCACGAAGACGUCCUGCUCCUGUGCGAUAGCUGCGAUGCACCCUACCAUACAUAUUGUGUUGGGCUUGACAGUGUCCCCCGAGGGCAUUGGUUCUGCCUCGAGUGCUCAGAGGCUGCUGCCGAGCUCUUGGGCGCCGAGCUUCAGGACCCAGACCCCGAUGUAACCGGCUUCUCCGAUGGCCGUUCUGAUUAUUUGCCGCGCACACAAGCCGCCAUGCGGCGGGUGAGGCGGCGAGCCCGAUCUGAUGAGUGGCAGGGUGCCUGGGGUCAAAUUGCAGGCCAGGUUUGGGACGCAUUAAGCCUGGACCUCGAUAACCACGACGACGACGACGACGCUUUGCGAAACUACCGACGGUCGCAGCAGCGACGAGAGCGGGAACGACGCGAAUACCAGAGAUGGCAGCAACGCUUCAAUAUAGCGACUCGCCUUGGGGCGCACGACGUGUUCGCUCGUGGUCUCCCGAAUUCUAUCUCACACGUCGUCGCACACCGACAACAGCACCCGCAGCCGCCCCCGCCCCCCCAGGAAACGCCGGAAGAGAGGCAAGCCUGGGGCGCGCUAGAGAAGGCUAUGGAAGCCAACAAUACCACUCGCACCACUCCAAAUCAUCGAAAACGAAAGUCCCGCUCGGUGACCACCUCCCCAGUUGAACCACCACAGCAGCCAGAACGCAAGUUAAAACGGCCGCGGACCAGACGGGCACCCACGACGGGCGAAGCAUCGUCCUCCAAUGGAGCCUCGACGCAGACCGUACAUACUCCUGUCUCGUUACCUUCUAGGUCGACCCAGCCAGGAGCUAGCCAGGCUCCAUCCUUCCUCUCUUCAUUAUUGAAGGAGGUCGAGAUGAGCACGCCCUCCGACGACGAGAACGUGCGUGCCCUCUUCAGCAUGCCGAAGGCCACAGCCGAUCCGUCAUCACCCGUCUCAUCCCCGUCGCCUUCUGUUUACAACAGCCCUCGAGCCCUCUCGACUACUCCGCCGCCGCGUGGUAUUAAUGACCGCCCGGGAUCACCGCUCUCUCUCAGCUCGCAUAUAGAGCCGAUCUACCCGCCCGCAAACUACAUGCCAACCCGAGGCAAUGGUGAUCAUAGCGACUCCGAAUCGAGAUCGCGCCAAUCUGUACGCCCCCAUCACAACAGCGAGGCGCGUAGUCAUUCUCCUGAGAUUCGGCAACCUCGACCACGGCGCCGACAAUCGGCAAAUAUCAGCAGCAAUUUAUCUCUGGCGCAAGAUGUCUCCCCGACGCGUGCGGCAUUGCCGUUUGAGAUGAAAGAAAGUAUCAGUGGCAUUGUUAAGGACGCACUAAAACCUCACUGGCGGUCUGGGCACCUCACAGCCGAUCAGUACGCCUCGAUUAACCGUGACCUGAGCCACAAAUUGUACAAGGAGGUUUCUGAGGUUGCCCUCAACGAUGAUGCUCGGCAACGCUUUGAGAAAAUCGCAACCAAGGAGGUCGCAAAGGCCGUUGCGGAUCUUAAGGUGUGACCUCGCCGCAAACCUCGUCGUAACAAGGACGAGAACAACGAAUACGAACAGUGGGCAUUUAUGCGGCGUUACAAGGCUCACGGAACCAUCAUUGGAAGAUUCGAGCAACCGGUAGAGUCAUUGCUCCUGUCUAGAUACCCCCCCCCCCC
Molecule: messenger RNA, 2229 nt
Organism: Durotheca rogersii
Lineage: Eukaryota; Fungi; Ascomycota; Sordariomycetes; Xylariales; Xylariaceae
Exons: 2
Coding region: 80-2080 (666 amino acids)
Source: RefSeq, a predicted model, not a curated record